AUGAAUCGGUUGUGCACAGAACAAAUCCCGGCCCCCGCGCAGUUCCCGGGGCGGGGGUCGGCGGAGGGCGCAGCGUGGGGCGCGGGGCCGCUGCUGGCGGGCGCGGGCGCUGCGCUGCUCGCCGCGCUGCUGCUGCUGGCCGCGCUGGCCUACAGGCGCCGGGGAGACAUUAAUAGAGUGUCCUUUCUCCCUCAUGCUGUUGCACUUACAUCGACCGAUAAUAAAGCGUACAUUCCAGAGAUGUACGAGAUCAGCCCGUACGCCACGUUCAGCAUGUCCGGCGGUGGGGGCGGGGGGGGCCCGGGGGUGGGGGGCGGCACGCUGCGCACGUUCGGGCGCGCGGAGCCGGAGCUGGCCGCCGCGCCGCCGCACAAGCACCGCUCGCCCACCAACACAGACGAGUACACGUUAUCUCGCGCCAUGACGCUGAUGGUGCGUCGGUCCGAGUCAGACUCUGACUCGAGCGAGUCGCCGUGUGCCGAGUGCAACUCCAGUGUGUCCUAUAGAGUGCCUGUUGCGCCUUCUAAAGAGGAGAUGUUUCGCUCCGUGACGGACUCUAGUGCGGAGUCUGGGUCGGCGUCGGCGGCGGCGUCGGCGGCGGCGGGGUCGGCGGGAUCGGCGGUAUCGGCGCCUUCGGCGCGCGCGCGGGGCGGCUGCGGCGCACACGACAAGCCGCGCCGCCGCCCGCGCCGCCACCACGCGCCGCCCGCCUCCAGGUACCUAAUGCCUCGUCGUUACAAUACCAUCUCCACGUUUCACUGGCUAGUAUACACAUAAUUAAGUAGAUUUUAAUUUAAAAUUCGAUUGAGUUCAUAAGUGGUUAGAUAAACUUUUGCUUAGUACUUAUUUGUAUGUUUACACUUAUUUAGUCAUUAAAAAUAGAGUUAAAAAUGAACUUCCUACUUAUAUACUUAAUAACGUGUAAACCAGCCAUAAUUUUCCGUUUUUUCUAAUAGUAGAAUGGAGCAUUGUGAUAUUUUUUUUGCAGAAACAGAGAUGAAUAUAGCGAUUUUGAAAGUUCUAUCAGGUGCUCCAGCACCUAAACUUCACACUGGGUGCUGAGCGAUGUGUAAUUGUAUAUACCCUCUAACUCUAACUUCCAUAUACUAUGUACUGUCAGAAAAUUCUUCCAUAUUUUGUAACGAGCUCUCAAUCAAUAUCUGGUUAAAAUAAAAUAAAAACUUUUUGAAUGACUACUAUAGACAUCUGUCAAAAGCGACAAGUUUCAUGUCAAUUCGUAAAACAAAGUUACGGACUCGAGGCCUGAAAAUGCUUUUUAGAAUCUCGCCUUGA
Messenger RNA from Diatraea saccharalis (sugarcane borer), 1293 nucleotides. The record is from the annotation of a GenBank genome assembly. Lineage: Eukaryota; Metazoa; Arthropoda; Insecta; Lepidoptera; Crambidae.